This is a messenger RNA of Amaranthus tricolor (Joseph's coat), 1870 nucleotides long. RefSeq names its product serine/threonine-protein kinase MHK-like. Gene Ontology annotation, molecular function: ATP binding; protein serine/threonine kinase activity. Gene Ontology annotation, cellular component: nucleus; cytoplasm. The transcript has 18 exons. The coding region runs from base 141 to 1556 and encodes 471 amino acids. The record is from RefSeq and is a predicted model, not a curated record. Gene Ontology annotation, biological process: intracellular signal transduction; protein phosphorylation. NCBI's taxonomy places the organism in Eukaryota, Viridiplantae, Streptophyta, Magnoliopsida, Caryophyllales, Amaranthaceae.
ACGCUCUAAUCCCUCCUACCAAACACACCGUAUUUGUUUUUCCAUCUAAUCUCUAUUUAAUUUUUUUAUUUUUGCAAUUUCGUGUAAAAUUGACUGUAUGCAUCUGCCACUCUCUCUUAAAGAUUGUUGCUAUCAAGAAAAUGAAGUGGAAUUUUGAGUCUUGGGAUCUACAUCAAUGUUUAAAUUUGAGAGAAGUAAAGUCACUCAGUAAAUUAAGUCAUCCCAACAUCAUAAAGUUGAAAGGAGUUGUACAGGAAAACCAUGAGUUGUUCAUCAUUUUUGAGUAUAUGGAAUAUAAUCUGUAUCAAAUAAUAACGAAGCGAAAGAGAGGAUUUUCGGAAGAAAAGAUACGAAGUUUUAUGAUUCAGCUUCUUCAAGGACUUGAUUACAUGCACAAGAAUGGAUACUUUCAUCGGGAUCUAAAACCUGAGAAUCUUCUAGUGACCAAUAAUGAGAUCAAGAUUGCUGAUCUCGGACUUGUUCGAGAAAUUUCAUCAGGGCCCCCUUAUACUGAUUACGUUACGACGCGUUGGUAUCGGGCCCCAGAAAAUCUGCUGAAGUCAUCUACCUACACUACGGCAAUUGAUAUGUGGGCAGUUGGUGCAAUUCUGGCCGAACUUUUUAUGUUGCGUCCGAUCUUUCCAGGAGAAUGUGAAUUAGAUCAGCUGCACAAAAUAUGCUGUGUAUUGGGUUCUCCAGAAUGGACGAUGUUCCCUGAAGCAAAAAACUUUACAGAAUUAUUAAAUAUAAGCCAUUCAGGGAUUAAACCUGCAAAUCUGUCAAAAAUUAUCCCAAAUGCCAGCCAGGAUGCUCUUGAUCUCAUCAGUCGUUUAUGUUCUUGGAAUCCACUGAAAAGGCCAACAGCAGAGCAAGCGCUACUGCAUCCAUUCUUCUACGUCGCUCCGUUGGUACCUCAUCCUAUUUAUAAUUGCUCUCAGAACAAGCCAUACAUCACGAAUUCCCAGCCGAACCUUGAACUAACGCUAGGGGGCUUUGACAGCAUAUCAAAUGAUUGUUACCCUGGUUGUCAGGUGGCUGUUAAACCUGGUGCUUCCAAUCUAGACUCCCAGCUGAACCUUAAACUAGAGUUGGGGUGCUUUGAUAGCAAAUCAAGUAAUUGUUACCCUGGCUUGACGAUGGCUGUUAAUCCUGGUGUUUCCAAUUUAGUAGAUUCCAAGCCGAACUUUCAAUUAAAGCCGUGGGACUUGAACAAAGAACCAGAUGAUAUUUACUCCGACUUGACGUUGACUUUGAAUCCUGGUGUUUUCCAUCUAGAGAGAGGACCUAGUGUAUCUGGAUUGCCACAGCAGGAUACAUUGCUCUACUCCAAUUUCCCAGAUCGUCGUCAAGAGCCAUCAUUUUGUUCGGCUUUAUCAGCUAUUCAAAAUCGGGUGAAUCCUCCGACUAAUCCCACAUUGUCGUUUUCAUUCAGUUCAAUUGCAUAUCCCUCGUCUUCUGUUCCUCGUUCAGAAGGUUUCGUAGCCACGCAACCAAGUUAUUUAGACGGCCGAAUGUUGGUGGGUGCCUCCCCUUUCCGGCUGAGCCAGUUCCAUUGAGUUGCUCAUUUUUUGAUAUACUUAAACUUAGUAUAGGAGGUAGUUUAGAGUCUUUAAAUUUUUUCUGAUUCUUUUUACCUACACCCAAAAAUUGGUUGUAGUGAUGAUUGAUCAUAGCAUUUAGGUUUUUUGAGCUAAUUGUGAACGUUUAUGAUAGAAUGUUAACAUUAGUGACACAAGAAUAUUAAUGACAGAGUCUUAAUCUCAUAAGAUUGAGGUUAUUUGUUAACUUUAAAGAAAAUUAUUAAUUUUUUAUUAUUUAAAUAUUUUCAACUUAUGUUCUUUACUUAUCCUAGAGCAAUUAGUGCAAAUAG